Messenger RNA from Oncorhynchus keta (chum salmon), 3790 nucleotides. RefSeq names its product regulator of G-protein signaling 21-like. The transcript is spliced from 5 exons. NCBI's taxonomy places the organism in Eukaryota, Metazoa, Chordata, Actinopteri, Salmoniformes, Salmonidae. The coding region runs from base 130 to 675 and encodes 181 amino acids. The record is from RefSeq and is a predicted model, not a curated record.
AGUAGCCGUCGCUUGUAUAAAGGAGGGUGUUUGGAGGAACGUCAAAACAGACACAAUUUGACAAGCUAGCAGAGAACUCCAACACUGAGUAAUACAUACAAAUAACCCAAUGAUCGUGUUCCCCCAAACAUGCUUAUCUUAGUCACAUCACCAUCAAGGGAACUGCAUCCACUCAACAUUGACAUGGAGGACAACAGAAAACAGCAGACAAAGGGAUGCAACUUGAGGUCCCGACUACAACGCAGAUCUUCCCAUGCCCCUAACACUGAACGACUUAGUACUGAGGAAAUGAUCCUGUGGUCCCAGUCUUUGGAGAGACUUCUCACAUCAAAAUAUGGCAUGGCAACAUUUCAGGCCUUUCUGAAAUCAGAGUUCAGCGAUGAGAACAUUGAAUUCUGGCUGAUCUGUGAAGACUACAAGAAGAUUAAGUCCUCCUUCAGGCUGUCCUCCAGGGCCAAGAAGAUCUACAAGACAUACAUUGAAGCUGAGGCUCCAAAAGAGAUCAACAUUGACCACAAGACCAGAGAUCUCAUCGGGCAGAAUGUGAAGACGCCCUCCACAGUUUGCUUCGACGAGGCCCAGAGGAUUGUGUACAGCCUGAUGGAGAAAGACUCCUACCCCAGGUUCCUCAGAUCCAACAUCUACAGGACCUUAUUGGACUCCGCAUCAGACUGACUACAUGAAGAUGUGAAUGAAUACCGAUGAUAGAAACUGAACUGAGGCUUCCAACAAUGGACUGCAAUGUUUCACAGCCAGGGAGCUUCUACAAACAGGAUUCAUAAGAAGAUGCUUCCGAGUGUGAAUUAUACUGGGUACAAAUGUACGAGGCCUAAGGGAAUGCUGGGAGGAACAUACAGAAGUGACUGUGCUGGCAAGCCUUCUUGACAUUUGUGUUUAGUCUAUGUACUUUCACUUGAAAGAGGAACAUACGUCACAUAGAAGGGGACUAAAGAGAUCAUAGAAAUAUAAUGUCGAUUCUAUUUCUACGACAGAGACAUGGUGGUGUCAGGGGAUUACCUUGCAUGGCAUGUUAUUGCUAGGGACUUUCUGUGUCAAUGUUCCGGGGAUGUUUACUGUGUAGAAUCUAAACAGUCUGGGCUGUAACUGUAUGAAAAGGUAUCUGCAGUUGCACAAUAAUCUGCAGGUCAUCAGUUGAGUUAUAAGGCAUUUGAUAAAAUAAUCUACUAAAUGUGACUUUUUUUUAAACCACAAUUUUAGAAUGGGUGAUUUUGUUUACUUUAACACAAUGAGGCAUGUUUGUGAUGUAAGCUUUAAAAAUAACAUUAUGGAGAAUUGAUUUUGUGAAGAAAUUACUGAAUGUAAAAAAUGCUGUUGAUACACUGGAUAUUUGUAAAAAAUUCCGAUUUCUAUAGGUGUAUUUAUAAAAUGGCACAUGGUUUCCAAAUUCGAACAGCUAAAUUAUACAUUUAGUAAAAACACAAAUUCACAAAAAUGUAAAUGCUUCAAACCUUCAAAGCACUUUUAAAAUAUCCUAAUAUUUGACUGCAUUUGUUUAUUAAGGCGCUUCCCAAACUUUACUGAAAGGGUAAUGUCACGAGGUGGAAAUAUGACAGGUUCUUUUGGAUCUGGGUUGAGCAGGCAGAAGCAGGAAGCAAGGGACUAGUUUCACCAUUUAAUACAUAAUAAGUAAUGGUUUACACGUUUACCUUUUCAUCCGUGGCCUUUCUCAUGGCCCAGGAACAUUUUACAAACCAUGCUAUUUAAAAUGACACUAACAAACAAAUCAAAGUAAACAAAAGGCACAGGAAGUGGGGCAGUCCAGGAGGCAGGUGUCCAUCUUGUUUUCGUCAAACUCACAAGAAUCCAUUUUCCUCCAUGCUCCCAGAAAUCACCAUCCCACUGGGCACAAACUGGUUGAAUCAACAUUGUUUCAAUGUAAUUUCUCAACUUAAUGUGAUGUGGAAUCUACGUGGAAAAUACAUUGGAUUCUAACAAACUGUUGUUUUGUGAAAUUUAUACCACAGGAUUAUGUCAUCAUAGUAGUCAAUUUUCACUUGACAGCAGAGAGUAAAAAUGUACGUUUCAGAGUUUCCUUAAAUUCUACACAUGUUGCCACGGGGCGUAGAGAAAAUGUUCUACACAUUUCACCAACUACGAACUCUCACACGAAAAUACACACACAGUUGAUAAGAAAGAUGGCACGACAGAGAUGGUCGCCUCGCUUCAGGUCCUUAGAAAACUAUGCAGUUUUGUUUUUCUCUGUAUUAUUUCUCACGUUGUUAGCCCAAAAAAUCUCAAGUGUUAUUUUCAAGUGUUUUCAAGGGUUAUUACAACCAGGAAGAACUAUUGGAUAUAAAAGCGAUGUCAACUUACCAUCUCUACGACCAUCUCUACGUCUUUCCCGAAGCGGACACUUUGUUCGGAACCUCCACCAUGGACAUGCGAUCUUAUCCCAGAGGCCGACAGAAAACAACGCGGUCGCCGCAGGAGAGGCAGAUAGAGCGGCCUACUGGUCAGACUCAGAAGGCAAGCACACCAUCCACCACUUCCGAGCAUAUUACUCCUCAAUGUCCAAUCUCUAGAUAACAAGGUGGACGAAAUCAGGGCACGAGUUGCAAUCCAGAGAGACAUCAGAGAAUGUAACAGUCUCUGUUUCAAGCAAACAUGGCUCACUCGGGAUAUGUUAUCAGAGUCAGUACAGCCAUCCGGUUUCUUCAUGCAUCGCGCCGACAGAAACAAACAUCUCUCUGGGGCGGCAGGGUAGCCUAGUGGUUAGAGUGUUGGACUAGUAACCGGAAGGUUGCAAGUUCAAACCCCCGAGCUGACAAGGUACAAAUCUGUUGUUCUGCCCCUGAACAGGCAGUUAACCCACUGUUCCUAGGCUGUCAUCGAAAAUAAGAAUUUGUUCUUAACUGACUUGCCUAGUUAAAUAAAGGUAAAAUAAAAAGAAGAAGGGCAGGGGUGUGUAUGCCUUAUGAUUAACAACUCAUGGUGUAAUCACAACAACAUACAGGAACUCAAGUCCUUUUGUUCACCCUACCUAGAAUUCCUUACAAUCAAAUGGCAACCGCUUUAUCUUCCAAGAGAAUUCUCUUCAAUUAUAGUCAUAGCCGUGUAUACCCCCCCAAGCAGAUCUCUCGUCGGCCCUGAAAGAACUUCACUGGACUAUGUAAACUGGAAACCACACAUAUUGUAGCUGGGGGUUUUAACAAAGCUAACUUAAGAACCAUACUUCCUCAAUUCUAUCAACAUAUCAAAUGCGCAACAAGAAAUGGUAACUUUCUGGAUCAUUGCUACUCGAACUUCCGUGAUGCAUACAAAGCCCUCCCCCGCCCUGCCUUCGGCAAAUCUGACCAUGACUCCAUUUUGUUGCUCCCAGCCUAUAGACAGAAACUUAAACAAGAAGCGUCCGUGCUCAGGUCAAUACAACGGUGGUCAAUCGGAUUCCAAGCUUCAAGAUUGCUUCAAUCACGUGGACUGGGAUAUGUUCCGGAUAGCCUCAGACAAUAACAUUGAUGUAUACGCUAACUCGGUGAGCAAGUAGAGUAGGUCAGGGCGUGACUAGGGGUUUUAGUCUAUUAUUUCUAUGUGGGGUUCUAGGUUUGAUUUUCUAUGUUUGUUUGUGUAUGAUUCCCAGUUAGAGGCAGCUAGUAAUCGUUGUCUCUAAUUGGGGAUCAUACUUAAUUUGCAUUUUUCCACCUGUGGGUUAUGGGAUAUUGUUUAUGUUUAGUUGCCUGUUCGCACUGCAUUGUCACGGUUUGUUAAUUCUUUAUUUGUUUUGUAUUUGCUUAAGUUUCACUUUAUUCAUUAAAAGUAUGUGGAACUCAAA